AUGGCUGACGAAGACUACAACAAGCACACUAUAUCACUUGGAUUUGUAAGUUUUACUUUUUUCUUUAUGUUGCUAAUGAAAUUUGUCGAUAUAUAAUUAAAAAAGCGUGGUUUUCUAAAGCUAAAACAAGAGCUCACUUCCCCUCAUUCUCUCCAUCAACAUAAAAAGAUCUACAAUUUACAAUUCAAUGUCAUGUUUUUAGGACGCGAUAGGUGCUGAAGUGAUCAACAACAGAGUGUACAAGUUUGAUAGCUUGAAGUGGUUGUACGGAGCCCAAGUAAACUUUAGAUAUAAUAUGCGAUGGGCGUAUUAUUCUCCGGAACCGAAGAUGGCUAAAGCUUUAAAAAUUAGCCAGCAACCGACCAUCACAACACAUAUUGUCUACUUUGAUAAAGAGGGUGACUUGAAAAUGCAACCAUUUGAAUUUUUCAAGGCAUAAAGCUUAUUUUGUAUAUUAAAAAUAUAAUAUUGUACUAUACGGGUAAUAAAUAUUUAUUCAAAAUAAAAAGGAAAAUGACUGUUUAAUACAGGGGUCUCUCUAGUGAACCAUCUGUAUAAGCAACUCUUCUUGUAUAGCAAACAAGGGAUUUAGCCCCGCUAAGUGAAUUUCCACUAAAAAUCACUAUGAAAAGACACGACCCCCUAAAGUAAACACAAUGUCGGUUCCUUUGGGUUGCUUAUACAAAGAGAGUACUGUAUUACUAAGAAAGAUAUAAAAUAUACAAAGUUUGUUUUAUGUCAAAAUAAAAAAAGAACCUGAUCAGUUUUUGUAUAAAAAUCACAAAAAAUAAAACGUCAUUUUUAUGGGAAUAGUUUGAGAAUCACCUUUAAAAUUCAUCAAUCUAGGUUACCGGUUGGAAGCACAAUACCAUGAGUACUAACCGAUGCGAAUCUUGUUAUACUACAGAAAAACCAGCCGUCUCACGCAAGAAGCGGAUGGUUUGUGACGAUUGUUUUGAGGUACAUCUUCUUACUUUUCUCAACUUUUUUGUAACAAACUUUUAAUAAUAUUCAUUUUACAAUACUUUUUUUGGAAAAAACAUCUUGAUAUUUUUUUAAAUAUAAUUUACUCUAAUAAUCUUACAUUUUAACUAUUCUAUUAUAAUAACCUUACAUUUUAGUGCUUCGUGUGCCAAAAGAAGUUGAGUAGCGAGCGUGUGUGCAUUCUACUGGACCGUUUCUACUGUCUCGAUUGCCGUGGAUACUAUCAGCAUCACCGUCAUCUGAUUGCAUCUCUUGGCUCGGGUCCAGUUUGUAGAAAGUUUCUUGAUUAA
Messenger RNA from Bursaphelenchus okinawaensis, 1274 nucleotides. Lineage: Eukaryota; Metazoa; Nematoda; Chromadorea; Rhabditida; Aphelenchoididae. The record is from the annotation of a GenBank genome assembly.